Chrysemys picta bellii (western painted turtle) is the source of this 1205-nucleotide messenger RNA. RefSeq names its product myozenin 2 (gene MYOZ2). Gene Ontology annotation, molecular function: actin binding; telethonin binding; FATZ binding. Lineage: Eukaryota; Metazoa; Chordata; Testudines; Emydidae. Gene Ontology annotation, cellular component: Z disc; actin cytoskeleton. The record is from RefSeq and is a predicted model, not a curated record.
GGAGAGGGUCAGCCUCCUGUUUGUCUUUGUACUAGGUACCAUGCAGACCCAACCAGAAGGAUAGAAACCAUCCAGGACCAGGCAGAUCAUACCCCAUUCAUAACAAACUCCAGAAACUUCACCAAAAGGGGUUGGGAUUGCUUUUUUCUGAACAACAAAGCCUAACAAUAGGUGAGGAAAACUCCACCAGACAAUCACAAUGUUAUCACAUUCUGCCAUGGUCAAAGAGAGGAAACAACAAGCAUCAGCCAUUAUGAAGGAAAUCUACGGCAAUGAGUCAGAUGGCCUAGACCUUGGAAAGAAAAUCAGCAUCCCCAGAGACAUCAUGGUGGAGGAACUAUCAGUACUCAGCAACAGAGGUGCGAGGCUAUUCAAGAUGCGUCAAAGGAGAUCUGACAAGUACACCUAUGAAAACUAUAAUUAUUUAGCAAAUAAGCAAAGGAAUCGUAGUGAACCUAUGCAGAGUGUUAAAAUGGAAACUAGCAGUGCCGAAGUUGGCCAUCAGCACGCACCAAUGACACCUCCUAAUACACCUGACCCACGGAGCCCACCAAAUCCUGAAAACAUUGCACCAGGAUAUUCUGGACCACUGAAGGAAAUUCCUCCUGAGAGGUUCAACACUACUUCUGUGCCAAAAUAUUAUCAGUCCCCCUGGCUAGAAGCCAUCAGCAAUGACCCAGAGCUGUUGGAGGCUUUAUACCCUAGACUGUUUAAGCCUGAAGCAAAGCCAGAGCUGCCUGACUACAGGAGCUUUAACAGAGUUGCCACUCCAUUUGGUGGUUUUGAGAGAGCAUCAAAGCUGGUUAAAUUCAAGGUACCAGAUUUUAAUCUACUGCUGCUAAAUGAUCCCAGGUUCAUGAUCCUCGCUAAUCCUCUUUCUACCAGGAGGUCCUUCAACAGGACUCCUAAGGGGUGGACGUCAGAGAAUAUUCCCAUAGUGUUCAUCCAGCCUUCGGAUUCCAACACUGUUCCAGAAACGGAUGACCUGUGAAAAGGAAGCUGUUGUUUUAUAUUUGAUACAAAAUGCUGAAAGCUGACCAUAAAAAUCAGUGUAUUAUUAUUUUGACUUUUAAUAGAUGCUCCUUGCAACAACCUCCAUUGGUAGCUGGAGUCUAAUAACUUCUGAUACAGUAUCACUUUUCAUGAGUUUAAUUUCAUCUAGAAAUCUAAUAUAAAUAAAAUAAUUUGGCAACUAUUCAUUGACA